Triplophysa rosa is the source of this 4349-nucleotide messenger RNA. RefSeq names its product retinoid X receptor, alpha a (gene rxraa). The coding region runs from base 75 to 1469 and encodes 464 amino acids. The record is from RefSeq and is a predicted model, not a curated record. Gene Ontology annotation, molecular function: zinc ion binding; retinoic acid-responsive element binding; nuclear receptor activity. Gene Ontology annotation, biological process: response to retinoic acid; negative regulation of transcription by RNA polymerase II; anatomical structure development. NCBI's taxonomy places the organism in Eukaryota, Metazoa, Chordata, Actinopteri, Cypriniformes, Nemacheilidae. The transcript has 10 exons. Gene Ontology annotation, cellular component: nucleus; RNA polymerase II transcription regulator complex.
GGUUCCUGAAGCCCCAGUGCUCAAUUCCACCGCAUCCUCAGAGAGGACGAGAAGUAUGUACGUGUUUCACCGGCAUGUGUGCUCUUCAUCAACGCAGGCUUUCUACAGACUCCGGACCAAUGACGUCCUCCCCUCUCAGCUCACCCACAUCCCACCGGGGGAUGCACCCGUCUUUGCUGAGCCCGACUACUUUAGGCCACUCGGGGUCCCUGCAUUCUCCCCAUAGCACUCUGAGCUCACCCAUGAAUGGCCUGGGUUCUCCUUUCUCUGUUAUCAGCUCGCCCAUGGGGCCACAUUCAAUGGGCUCACCAGGGAUGGGCUACGGCCCCAGUGUCAGUCCACAGCUGAACUCGCCCAUGAACUCUGUCAGUAGCUCAGAAGAUAUCAAGCCGCCCCUGGGUUUAAACGGCAUGAUGAAGGUGCCGACGCAGCCUUUGGGAACCCCCCUGUCCCUCACCAAACAUAUAUGUGCCAUCUGCGGCGAUCGCUCCUCAGGUAAACACUACGGUGUGUACAGCUGUGAGGGAUGCAAAGGUUUCUUCAAAAGGACCGUGCGCAAGGACCUGACCUACACAUGCCGAGACAGCAAGGACUGCAUCAUUGACAAACGCCAGCGCAACCGCUGCCAGUACUGCCGCUAUCAGAAGUGUCUGGCCAUGGGAAUGAAGAGAGAAGUUUUGUUACACACAGCCGUCCAGGAGGAGCGCCAGCGAGCCAGAGAUCGUAAUGAGAAUGAGGUGGAGUCCACCAGCAGCGUGAAUGAGGACAUGCCCGUGGAGAAGAUCCUGGAGGCCGAGCUCGCCGUGGAGCCCAAAACAGAGACGUACAUCGAAACCAACUUGGCCAUGACUUCAAACUCACCCAACGACCCCGUCACAAACAUCUGUCAGGCCGCAGACAAGCAACUCUUUACUCUGGUGGAAUGGGCCAAAAGGAUCCCACACUUCUCUGAGCUCCCUCUGGAUGACCAGGUCAUCCUCCUGCGAGCAGGGUGGAAUGAGCUCCUCAUUGCGUCAUUUUCACAUCGCUCUAUAGCAGUGAAGGAUGGAAUACUGUUGGCCACAGGAUUACACGUUCACAGGAACAGCGCCCACAGCGCCGGCGUUGGAGCCAUAUUUGACAGGGUCCUGACAGAGCUGGUGUCAAAGAUGAGAGACAUGCAGAUGGAUAAAACAGAGCUGGGGUGCCUUCGCGCCAUCGUCCUGUUCAACCCAGACUCCAAAGGUCUAUCGAACCCUGGUGAGGUGGAGGCGCUGAGAGAGAAGGUUUAUGCCUCUCUGGAAGCUUACUGUAAGCAGAAGUACCCUGAACAACCUGGAAGGUUUGCUAAACUCUUGCUGCGGCUCCCGGCCCUGCGCUCUAUCGGACUGAAGUGUCUAGAACACUUGUUCUUCUUUAAACUCAUAGGAGACACGCCCAUCGACACCUUCCUCAUGGAGAUGCUAGAGGCGCCCCACCAAAUGACAUAAUAAAAUAACUCCCUCUUGUUGCUGGGGGAAAUGAGGGUCCGUCCACCCCUACCACAACCCCCCCAAAAAACUGAUCAUGUGACACCAUUUGCCAGUGAGUGAAGAGACUACAGGAUUGACUUUUCAUAACCUCUUCGGCAUUUCAUAUACAGUCUUGGCAUCAAUGGGUCUGUUUUAUACCUUGUAUAAAGAUAUAAAUAUAUAUAACACAUUAAAAAAGAUGACGGUGGUCUUCAAGCCCACAGACAACAAUGCACACGGGUGUAUCAAACUAUUCUUCAGUGGGUGUAUGUUGUAAAAACGAUGAUGGAGAAACAGAAGAGAUUAGAUUAAGGUGCAGCGCUUCACCGGGCAGUCGCAGGAUUGUGCAUUUUGGGAUACGAUGAGGGAUCCUCUAGAGUGGGUGGACUUGCAAGCGACCUUGCAUUCAGUAUUUAGAGUUGGUUAGGACCAACUUCUGCAGAGACAGUUGACAUGUCUGGACGCAAAGACUUAUGGGAAAUGCUAAGGAUGAAAUUGUGAGACUGGUAGCUUGAAGAUUCCAACACAAAUCUUGUGUUUUUGAUCCACGGUGGGAGCUACACACAUUCCCGAAUGUUAUUGAGAUUAGAAUUCUUUUACAAUUGCCGCUUGUUUCUUAUAAGAAACUUUUCCCGAUAGAUUUUGUAAUUGCAGUCAAGUUUCUCUGAAUGAAAACUAUCAAAGUUACAGACUGGACUCUUUCAGUCCAGAUCACUCUGCAGGAUACGCAAUAACCACUCAGGUUCCAGUGCUGAUUUGAGUAGAUCCCAAUGCGGUCCAUGCCGUCCUGCCACAUGUUCUGCGGAUACAGAGGAACAAGUUGGAUCAUGACUUCAUUACGUACUAUAGACACAAGUUUUUAAAAAUCUAAUCUGCCUGUCACAGGGAUACUCGGAGCAUCGCUGAAGCAUCAAAGUUUAAACCCGAGGACACCUGUAAGUCGCCUACACAUCCCCUGUGUGUGUCGUCUUUAUACCAGUUCACCUCAAGUCGAAUUGUUAACUAGCUCAACGCUUGUACAGUUUAUUACAACCAACUCAGUAUUGGUAUCCUGUAUUUUUCAAACGUGCAGUUACCUCUCUUUUACUCACUUUUACUACGGUAUAUCGAGUCCUUUGUGUCCCUCGUUCACGUCUCAUGCAGUCAAGCUUUUGUGCAUUAUUACAAUGUUCUUUGUUUCAAAGCACUUAAUCCUCAUAUUUCAAGCCCCAUUGCUGUUGUGUUGUGAAAAUGGAGGCUUGGGGGAGUUUUAACCAGCAAGCAUUCAUAAUGUCUCGAAAGAAACUUUUUUUACAAUUUGAGUUUUUGUGAAAUAUUUUUUGGGGGGGUCUGUAAUUCGCCAUCUUCAACGUUUUCUUUCUUUUUGCAAGCUGCUGCUGCUAAUCUAUGCAUUUAGCAUUUUUCCCAAAGACUGUCCAUAGAAAAGUUGAAUUCUUACGAACUGGACGGCCAGAUGGGUUCGGAAAGAUCACAGAAUGUGUAUACAAGAAUAAAGUGUCUCGGUUCCCGGGAGACCAGAUUUGGAGGUCCAGUCAUAAUACCAGACAGCCGUUUGAAGAGAGACAUUAGACUUGUGUCUCAGAGAUAGAGUGAAGUCUAUAGGUAGGGAAUUGUGAGGCAAUGGGAGAGCUGAUACUUCCCCCUAGUGGUGGAGAUGCAGCACUGCAACUUUACUUGAAUUUUGUACAAGUAUUUAAUCGGAGGAAUGGCACUUUUACAUGAUGUUAUCCAUGUUUGUUUUUGUUUGAGUGCAGUUUCACAAACGCUCUUUAGCAAUAGCGUGAUUUAAAUCAGUCAAAAUGGUUUAGCCAGAGUUAAAUCAAUGCUUUUUUUUAGGAUGUCUCUCUGUGCUAUGGAUGAAAUGUGUUCUAAAAAUUAUCUUUUACCUCAUUGCCCUUUUUUCUUUUAGGGGGAAAAUGAAUCGAAUUGGCUUUGUAUGGCUUUUAAUAGAUGAGUGUCUCAGAUCACAGGUAUCUUGAAGCCAUAUGCAGGUUUGUAAGUUUAUUAAUGAAGAAAUUGAAAUGGACAAGAGAUUUCUGAACUAAUGCAGAAAUGAUAACCUAGAUCGAAUUAAUACAUACACAAAUGCUUUAUAACAUAAAGCUAUAUUUUGUCUAUAUGUAAAUGUGUGUAUAUUUCUAAAUAUGAAAGUAUAUAAAUUGUUUCCAGACAAGUGGGAGCCAAGAGUUUGGCUUAAAUUGACUAAAACCAGGCCUGAUUGCACUCUUAUAUUAUCAGAUAUUCGAAUCUUUUUAUUUGCUGAAACUUUUGUAUUCAGCCUUAAAUCAAAAGAAUGAACUGAAAAUGUUAAACUAUACCAGCAGUUCCAAGCCCUUAGAAAAGAUUUUUCACCAGCUCCUUGACCGAAUCAUUUUAACUACAAAAACAAAAGCCUAGUGGGUGAAAAAGAUAAAGAAACAUGUUGCUUAGCUGAUUUAUAUUGUAAAGUGUAGUAAACAGUAACUCUGACACAAUCACACCUUUAGUCGUUACAGAAACAGAACGUUUAAAAAACAUUGAGAAAAUUAUAGGAAAAAUCUAUUUUUGUACAAAUGUAAUUUUAUCCCUUGCUUAUUCCCCUUCCUCCUCCUGUGGGUUGUUGUAUACAUUGUGUAAAUGUUGAUUUGAAAUGGGGAGAAAAUACAAAUCUGAGCAUUUUAAAGUGAGGCGUGUAGCUCUGACACCUUCACUUUCACCUGUACUUGCCUUAUUUCUUUCUUUUGCCAUCUCAAAGAGAUGCGAUUGUCCUCUCAUCACGUUUUUGUCUAUUUUUAAUGAAACAAAUAAGUCAUUUGUUCAUUGUGGGUUGUUCUUUGAUGUUUUGUCUUUCAUGCAAAUAAAAAAAUAAAGUUAAAAAUG